Molecule: messenger RNA, 795 nt
Organism: Penicillium hordei
Lineage: Eukaryota; Fungi; Ascomycota; Eurotiomycetes; Eurotiales; Aspergillaceae
Exons: 2
Coding region: 1-795 (264 amino acids)
Source: RefSeq, a predicted model, not a curated record
AUGGGCCAGCGGAACAAAGUCCUAGAGACCGAUACUCCUACUGCAAAAUUCCUUUACACAAUCAUCAAGCAAUUGGACCUGAAGUCGAUCGAUUGGAAUCGGGUAGCCUCCGAUGUCGAAGUCUCCAAUGGUCAUGCUGCUCGUAUGCGGUAUUCCCGCUUCCGACAACAGAUGGAAGGAACCACCGGAGCAAACAAACCAAAGCGAAAGAGCAAGAAGGCAAAGACCAUGGAACCCCCUCCUGAGAUGCAAGGACUAUUCCCAAUGGCUCCACCGCUCAUGAUACCAACUAUGGAAUCGAUCAAUUCUUCUCUUCCAGGGAACCCCUUUGUAAAGAGCGAGCCGGGCACUGAAGGUAACCCAAACUUACAGAGCCUUACGCAACAUUCUCCGCAGUUCAUGUCGGAGACUAGCACCGAAGGACAGUAUUAUUUCCCUCAAGAUUUCGCCUCAAUGCGGUUCCAACUGGCGUCAAGCAUACCGUCUAGGAUACCAUCGCUCAGUCCAACAUCAUCAUCCUCCUUCAUGGAUCCAUACCAGUUUCCGACAACGUCGGCCAGUUACCCUUAUUCAUCAGCCAGCACUCAAUCCGGCUUUGACUUGCGGGAGUUUGACCAACUGCCUUAUUUCGCCAAUUAUGCCCCAUGCAUUAGCUGGGAACCACACCCUCCUUCUCGCCAGGAACACCCGACUGUAAAAGUCGAAGAAGAACAGCAGACUGAAGAGGGGAUACUGAGUGCAGGGAGUCAGGAAGAUCAGCCUGCUGUUAUCAAAGUUGAAAAUAUUCAAGAUUGA